AUGAGCAACAAGGUUCAUACCUGGCGCGAGCAUUCGGGGCUGUUCAUUGCUUGUGGUAUUGUGAUUCUUAGUCCUUUCCAGUAUGGAUUUGACUUUGGUAUGAUUGGUGGGUUGCAGGCUAUGAAAGGCUUUCUUCAGGUCUUUGGAUAUCAGACAAAUAAGACAGUGACAGGAUGGAACAUCACCACCGAGAGACAACAGCUCAUUUCGUCCCUCAUGACACUUGGUGCUUUCAUCAGUUCCGCCACCGCUGGUAUUCCCUCUACGCGUCUGGGUCGCCGGAUGUGUCUCGUCAUGGCAUGCGUAACGUGCUUCAUCGCCAACAUCAUCAUGAUGACCACAGAAAACAUCGGUGCUCUGUACGCCGGCCGUCUGAUCAUCGGUCUUGCAAACGGGUACUUUAUGACUUUUGCCCAACUCUACCUGCAAGAAACCAGUACCGCUGAACUCCGCGGCCUCUUCCUCACCGCAUUCAACUUCUUCGUCUCGUUUGGCACCCUCAUCGGCACAAUCGUAGACUGGGCCACGGCAAAGCGCCCCGACAAGUCCGCAUACCUGAUCCCACUAGGUCUCAUCUACAUCUUCCCCUUUAUCAUCAUUUGCACCAUCUGGUUCAUCCCCGAAUCCCCGCGCUGGCUCAUCCUCCGCGGCCGCUUCGACGAGGCCGUCAAGGCCCUCGAAUGGCUGCGCCCAAAAGGCCACGACUCCCACGCCGAAGCAUCCACCAUCCAAGCCGCCCUCGACCAAGAAAGAGAACUCAGCUCCGGCGUAGGCUGGCUGGACAUGUUCUCCAACCCCGUCGACCGACGCCGCACCACCCUCGCCGUCUGCGCCGUCCUCCUCCAAGCCGCAUCAGGCUCCAUGUUCAUCAUCGCCUUCAAAGCCUACUUUUUACAAAUGGCCAAAGUGUCCGACCCCUUCGCCAUGUCAAACGUCCUCUCCGCCAUCAGCAUCCUCGCCUUCAUCGCAAAUUCCCUCAUCGUCGUCCGCUACGGCAACCGCCGCGUCCUCCUCAUGACCGGCCUCCUCGUCUGCGGCUUCCUCCAACUCAUCAUCGCAGUCGUCUACCACAAAGCCCCAAACGCAAAAUCCACAGGCAAAGUCACCGUCGGCCUCACCGCAAUCUACAUGUUCUCCUACAACGGCAUGAUUAGUACUUAUGCCUGGCUCGCCGGCGGCGAACUCCCCACCCAGCGUCUCCGCAGCCACACCUUUGGUCUCGCCGCCUCGGCUGGCUUCGUAGGCGCUUGGCUGACCACUUUUACGGCACCCUACUUUAUCAACCCCAUGGCUAUGAAUUGGGGGCCCCGAUAUGGUUUCAUUUGGUUCCCCUCGUGCGUUAUUGCCGCUACCUGGGUCUUCUUCUUCCUCCCCGAGGCCAAGAACAGGACGCUCGAGGAAAUCGACGAGAUGUUCAAUGCUGGGCUUUCGGCGCGCAAUUUUGGAAAGUACAAGUGUGUUGGGGUUGGAGCGGUGGAUGCAGAGGCUAGGAAGAGCGUUGAGCAUGAGAAGGAGGUUAAUGUGCUUAUGAAUGAAAAGGUCGCUGCUGAGACUGCUGUUUCGAGGGAUUGA
Molecule: messenger RNA, 1572 nt
Organism: Plenodomus lingam JN3
Lineage: Eukaryota; Fungi; Ascomycota; Dothideomycetes; Pleosporales; Leptosphaeriaceae
Biological process (GO): transmembrane transport; carbohydrate transport
Cellular component (GO): membrane
Molecular function (GO): carbohydrate:proton symporter activity
Source: RefSeq, a predicted model, not a curated record